Amoebophrya sp. A25 is the source of this 2109-nucleotide messenger RNA. Lineage: Eukaryota; Dinophyceae; Syndiniales; Amoebophryaceae. The record is from the annotation of a GenBank genome assembly.
GCCCGUGCUGCGUCGAGAAAGUCGAAAAUUGUAGUUUUAUCAUCAUUUAGUAGCUAAUAAUUCGUCCACCGUGCUGUCGAGUGUCCGCUACAGCCUUCCACAAUAAAAGAAAUAUCUAUAUCUAUGUAUAUCUUCGUCCUCCGCAAACAAAAAUAUGUCUGAACCAGCACCCUCUCCUAUUGUCAGCUUCGUCGCGGAUUCUGUGGAUCUGGCUGACCUCUACAUACUUGGGAAUAAGGGAGAUGAAGGGCCUGAACAGGUAGAAGCAGAGAACCUCAUAGAUUGGGUCACGCGACAUCAAAGUACGGAACAAGGGGAUACAGGUUGUGGAUCGAGCAGCGCUGUUGUCAUUUAUGAGCGUAAAAAUGUGCAUUUCUUCUAUUGAAACGCACGGUUACAACUUAGUUUUUUUUAUACUACGUACUGGAGGUAGUUGGUUUCUCGUGGUCACCGCACCAUGUUGUAGUUGUUGUAAUUCUUUACGGAGUAUUAUAGAUACUUCUAGUCGUGCAUGACCCACUUUCAUCCUCCAAGUCGACAGAAUGAUCUGGUACGUAUGGUCCAGAAGAGGCCUACGGACCUGUACAAACUAGGAGACGUUAUGGAGCUUGUCCAUCAGGACAAAGAGGCCGGUUGGGCUAUCGGACGCUCGCUAAUGUACUAUACAGAACAUGCCUUCCCGUUGGAGUUUACAGAGCAACUGUACUACGACUGGAACAAGAAAGUGGACGAUGAAACUACAGAUGCAACUAGUCGUGAGUCCCGACGUGAUCCACGUCUUCUGAAGGCCCGUAUAGCCGCACGACGCGCGACAAAAAACAGAGGCAAACUGUGUCCCUAUGCUAAGUUGGUAGAAGAACCAUUGGUGCAGCCUGCUAAUGCCCAAGUGGCUCUUGCCCAGAGUAGAGCAAAUGUGUGGUCAAAUCGCAUCGCAGUCGAGAAAAAAGAAGCCGACUUGGAAGAAAAACUACGAGAGCUUGAAGAAGAAAUUAUAAAUCCCGGUGGUGGAGCAGCAGCUUCAUCUUCUCGUUCCUCCUCAAGUAGAGGAGGAGGUCAACAAAAUCAAAAUCAACACUUGGCUUCGUCUUCCAGUACAACUGCUACAACAGGAGGUUCACUAAAAAAUUACAGUACCACCUCGUCUUCAAAAUCAAAUAACAUCAACGUCUUCCAGUGUCUCUUCGUAGUUGGCAUUGAGAGUAUACCUGGUUUUCGAGUGGUUCACCGAAUUCUGGGUUUCGACCGCCGUAAUUUUUCUAGUAUAGAGGCUGUUGCCAAGGACGUGGUCUUGCGUGUGAGAGGUCGUGGAACGCAUCCACGCGACAAGCACAUCCCGCUUCAAAUCCAACUUGCGGUGAAGGGUGCUGAAGCGUAUUUGCUGGUAAGGCAUAUGCUAGAAAUGCUGUUGAAGAAGAUUUAUGCAAGUUAUGAGGAAAAAACGGGUGUAAGAGCAGCUGUUGAAGAACAAGAUAGAACAAGUAGUAGAAGUUGUACAAAGAUGAAAGAGUCCUCGUGUAGUGCGGAAGAUUAUAAAGACACAACUUCCAGCACUGGUGCUGCAGCUGAAGAACUUGUUGACGAGGAAAAGGAAGAGAAACAAGAGGAAGAUCAGCCUGCUGAAGGACAAGACCUAGCAACUCCUGAUGAAGUAGAAACGGUAGUUUCUAAGCGAUGCACUUUGAUGAUGCCUCUGAUCAAUCUGCGCAUACUGGAGCAUCCAGAGAACUCUCCAAUUGAUCCUGACUUCGAAAAAACGUGUCGCGAAAGCAACACCCUUUAUCAAAGCGAGGACCCCUGCGAAGACGUUGCUUUGUUGUUAGAAAGAAAGGGGACGGCGCCAUGGGCAAGAAGUAGAGGAGCAGGAGGAGGAUGACAGGAUUCUCAGUUUUUGUUGAAGCAGAGGCAUGAUAAAGACUACAACUUUGAGAAUUAUCAUGUCCGCGAUUGGCUUGCUGCCUCUGCGCUCAAAAAAAGAAGAUUAGAAGAGAGAUUUACAAGAGUUCAAAACUUGAUUGCCACUAGCGCGCAUGCGCUGCUCGCUUUGCUGCACCAGAGGUUUACUUACCUAAAAAAGCCAGCAAUCGGUAACCACGAUAAAAAUGAACCGCC